AUGUGUAGUCAUAUCAUGCACGUCAACUUACCGCCGGAAAACGUAAAGGGUGCUACUUGUUUGCUGAAAAGGGGAAAACCGGAUAACGAAAAACAUUGGCAUUACGAGCAAACAUUUGCGUCUCAGGAAGUAAUUGAUAAGAAGAAGAAAAAGAAGAAGAAGAAGAAGAAGAAGAAGAAUGUACGAUCGCCGGAUGAAGUCUUUAUUCGCUCUCAGGAUCUGGCAGUCGAACUACUUCUAAGAAGCAAGUACGAUGACACGGAGAAUUGCCGCGGAAAUGCCCAAAUCCUGCAGGUCCAGAACCUCUGUCUCAGGAUGUACUUCACGUUUAAUGGAACAAUCUACCAGCAGGUUGAGAGAAUACCGGUGAUUUCACCGAUUUCGGAAAGGAGGGCCCAGUGCUUCUACAGUGAUUAUCCUCCAAGCUGA
Molecule: messenger RNA, 429 nt
Organism: Dibothriocephalus latus
Lineage: Eukaryota; Metazoa; Platyhelminthes; Cestoda; Diphyllobothriidea; Diphyllobothriidae
Source: the annotation of a GenBank genome assembly